AUGGCGGACUCAGUCGAUCGGGUGUUCGUCCAUGCUCUUAACACGGUCAAGAAAGUCCCCAAGACCGGGGCACUGCGGCCCCCGCCGUCAGAUCGGAUGCGACUCUACGGCCUCUAUAAGCAGGCGAUGGAGGGCGACGUCGAUGGAGUCAUGGAUAGGCCGACUGCCAGCUCAGGCAUGCACGGGGACGAACUACAGAGGGAACAAGAUAAGUGGGACGCGUGGGACUCGCAGAGGGGCCUGAGCCGUACUGAGGCAAAGAGGCGGUAUAUCGAGGCCUUGAUCGAGACAAUGCACAAAUACGCUACAACACCGGACGCAGCAGAGUUGGUAUCCGAGUUGGAAUUCGUAUGGAACCAGAUCAAGAACAACAGCCCGAGCUCCUCGAACGAGUCGGCGAAACAGCUAGGGACCGACGGGCCCAUGAAGGUGUUGAGCCCAAUGAGCGAGGAGGACGAGGCGGAGCUAGACUACCAGAGGCGCAUGGCUGCCGGUGACCCGGAUGACGACGGCGAGUAUGUCAAGAGGGGGGGCAAGUGGUCCAAGAAGAUGGAGCGGGCGAUCGUGCGACUUUCUACGGAGAUAGCGGCUCUCAGGGAACAAAUAACGUCCGGGCGAGAAUGGAGGUCCAGAAAAGAGAGGAGCUUUGGGGCCUGGGUUAGGUGGCUGCUCUGGACGGUCAUGAAGCAUGCCGUUGCCGAUGCACUCCUGAUAUUCCUUGUCCUGAUAUGGAUGCGGAGGAGGAAAGACAGAAGACUGGAGGACCACUUCCGGGCAGCCGUGAAAAUUGGAAGAGAGUACGUGCGGAAGGUCCUGCCCUCGAGAUGA
This is a messenger RNA of Diaporthe citri, 828 nucleotides long. RefSeq lists its product as uncharacterized. NCBI's taxonomy places the organism in Eukaryota, Fungi, Ascomycota, Sordariomycetes, Diaporthales, Diaporthaceae. Gene Ontology annotation, biological process: fatty acid metabolic process. The record is from RefSeq and is a predicted model, not a curated record. Gene Ontology annotation, molecular function: fatty-acyl-CoA binding. Bases 1 to 828 code for a protein of 275 amino acids. The transcript is spliced from 4 exons.